This is a messenger RNA of Mytilus californianus (California mussel), 1045 nucleotides long. RefSeq lists its product as uncharacterized. The transcript is spliced from 6 exons. The record is from RefSeq and is a predicted model, not a curated record. The coding region runs from base 26 to 1045 and encodes 339 amino acids. Lineage: Eukaryota; Metazoa; Mollusca; Bivalvia; Mytilida; Mytilidae. Gene Ontology annotation, molecular function: carbohydrate binding.
UUUAUAUUUCGGAAGUAACAACAAAAUGGUGUUUAAUCAUCACAGUUCUGUCGGAUUUAUUUUCAUGAUUCAUUACAUCAUAUUGUUCAGCUUUUCUGAAAGAUCAGAGAGUUUAGUCCAAUAUUAUCCACAGAAGAAAACUUGGUGGGAUGCUUCUCAUUUCUGCUAUGAGAAAGAUGGGUCAUUAAUGGCUAAUGACGGGUUAAAUACCAGUAUUAAACAUAUGCCGAUUGAUCUUUCUGGAGAACAAGAAUUCUGGACAAGAAAUAAAGUGUACUCCGAAUGGAUCACAAUUUACGGAUGCCUUAGACUGGAUAAGCUUUUUCCAAACAAAUACAAGUUGUUAACGCCUGAUGACAGGGAUUUCACCAUGGCGUGCUAUAUACAUUGUUACAAGGGCUAUAACAUGAAUACAUUUUUCAUAGUGAAGGAAUCCUAUUGCGCAUGUAUAGAUACUAAAUAUAUAUCAGACAACGUUGACUUAAUCGAUUAUCGCCAAAAUUGUGCUAGAAUAUGCAAAGAUGGUAUUGGGAUUUGUGGUGAUUUCAUUGAAAAUGCAGAGUUUGUAACUGUUUACAGAACAAUCAAUACCGGAUUUGAUAAUUACCCUCAAUUGCACAGUUACUACAUUUCUCUUGGAGGACUUGAGAGGGAAUGUCUUGCACUUAACUGUUCAAAUGGUAAAUCACAUAUAAGACCAUGUGAUGAAGAAAAUGAUGCAGUGUGUUCAGACGGAAUAUCAGAAGUGAUAGUGUGCGAUGAUGCUACGUUACUUUGUGUUGGUGACGAGACAAUCAAGAUAGAUCGUGCUACAUUUGGUCGGGAUAAGAAAUCCCAAUGUUUUGACGAUGAAUAUAUAUCUACAUGUAGUAGUGAUUCUCCUUUUGAUAUUAUAAGCGACAAUUGUAAUGACGAGACCAAUUGUAGCGUUGAGUCCUCCGUUGAAUUGUAUGGAGAUCCAUGUAACGGAUUAGACAAAGACUUAAAGAUAAACUAUCACUGUGAAGAUACGUUAUAUCCAUUAGCUCAAGGAUUUGUAAAGUGA